GGUUCAAAGUAAAAUUCACGAAACUACUUUAAAAUCAGGAGGCACUCUUUCUAGUUAUUGAUGGACAGUUGUGUGCCGUUUCUGAUUGGCUGGUGUGUUGAUUGAGGGCGGCUCAGCCACGCCCACCUGCCUGCAGCGAGAGGAGAGCGCGCGCCGAGCACACACUGUCAGUCAAGCGUCUCCAGAGCAACAGGUAAGCUGAGCUCUCAUCACCUGCUGAGUGCCUCUCAUCAACAGCUCUCUUUGGGGGAAAAUAUCUUUGUGUCAUUCUUCAUUAUAAUACUAAUAUGAAAAGUAUAAACAUAUGAAACGACAGACAGAAGACACGUACUCAAAUAUUAUUACAGAUCACGCACUUCUGAGGCUCAUUAUUGUGUCUGGAAAGUCCAGCAACUGCAGCCUGCGAACACCAUGAACCUGAGCCCGCCUGAACACAGCAUGGACGGCAGCAAAGCCGAGCACUUGCUCCCUUGUUUCCGCAGAAGCGCGUUUGACGAGCCUCUGGCGUCCUACCACAGCGGCUCCAUCAUAUCUCACCUCCUGCGGAAAACCAUUCACAAUAAACUGACCUCACUGGACAACAGCCUCCUUUACCUGCCCUCCUCAAACGCCAGCGGCUUCGAUCCCGAGUCCAACAGCGCCGAUGAUUUUGCUCGAGAGGAGCAGAGCUGCCUGUCCUUCAAAGACGAGGAUCUGUCUGUGAGCGAGCACCUCCAAGCCAAACGCGCCCGGGUGGAGAACAUCAUACGAGGCAUGGCUGCUUCGCCCAACGCCGACGGAGAAGCGGAGAGCGAGUGCGAAGCCGUCCGCUGUAGAAGAGACCUCCUGAAGGAGAACAAACGCAAGCAGAGGCUCCCCCAGCACCAGGAACCAAAGACCAGCAAAGACGAGGAGUGCCACAAACUCAAGGAGCAGCUCCAAAGCAUGCAGCGUCUCCUGCAUCAGCUCCAGGAGAAGAUCUUGCACGUGCACGACCAGAAUUACUCGGAGAGCGAGGAACGGGAAGAUGCGAGGUCAGAGCACUCGAGUCUGAGGCUAGAUGGUGGACACAAAGACCGAGUCAAAGUGGAACCCGGUGGUUUCGGCUCCGACAGGGCGAUGAAGAACCUCAAAGAGACUCUCAAAUGCGAGCUGACCAGGACUGUGAGCGAAAGCAUCGAUACGGUCUUCAAGAAGCUCUCCACGACUCUUCUGAACCAGUCAUCCCCAUGCCACAGUCCGGACUGCUCGGAAACCGAGAAGCGGAUCCCAGAGGACUCCCCUUCAGAUCUGUCGGAUUCUGAGGAAAACGUCAAUAGCAGGCAUUGCUUUGAGAGCCACGGCCCGGAGCACCAGACCGAAGCCUUGUCCCUGGUGGUCCGUAAACCUUCUCUGAGCCAGGCUGUGAAGAGACCUUUCCCGCUGCACCAGACGCCUUUCCAGAUGGGCUACAACGCUCCUCUACACGACAGCCAGAUCCUGGAGCACCUGCUGAAGUACGGCCCUCACUCCACCUUCUGUCUGGAGAGGUCCUCGCCGGACUCAGUGGAGCGUCCGUGGGAAAGCCUGGCCAUGAGGUCCAAGCUGAGCUCGGGGCAUCUGGGUCAGCACCAGACUGGACUGGUGUCGGUGGACGCGCUCUGCCUUCCUCACAUCAAGAUGGAGCGUGGAGAUCUGCAGAGCAUGGCUGAGAGGAGCUCCUUCAUGUCGCUCAGUAUAUCCUUUGAACGCUCCGUCUCUAGCACUUUAAAGAGAUAUUGCAUCCAAAAACGAUCAUGGUGUUAUAAUUUACUCAUGUGGUUCCAAACCUGUAGGACUUUAUUUAAUGGUUUUCAGUUCAAUCGCUGCAUCACGUCUCAGCUGAUCAAGUGGUUCAGUAACUUCAGAGAGUUCUUCUACAUCCAGAUGGAGAAGUUCGCUCGUCAGGCCAUCAUCGACGGCGUGAAUGAUGUGAAAGAUGUAUCCGUCACCAGAGAGUCCGAGCUCUUCCGCGCACUCAACAUGCACUACAACAAAGCCAAUGACUUCCAGGUUCCAGACAGGUUCCUGGAGGUCGCUGAAGUCACGCUUCAGGAGUUCUUUAGUGCCAUUUCCCUCUCCAAAGACUCGGACCCCUCCUGGAAGAAAGCCAUCUACAAAGUCAUCUGCAAACUGGACAGCGUCGUUCCCGAGGAUUUCAAAUCACCUUCCUACGUGUAAACAGAGAGCGCCACCUACAGGACGCUUCAUGUGUGGACACAUGCCGUUUAUUUAUCAUAAGCAUCAAUCAUAAAUGUUCCUUUUUAUAAGUGAAUUGUCAGCUUUAGACGAAAAAUUGAAAAGUAUUUUGCUGUUGACUGAAAUGCAAGGUUUGUUUCAUGUUGUCUUUGGAAUAGGCUUGUUUAUUAAUAGUUUGGAUUUGGGGUUUUAAUGUAAUAUAUUUUGAUUUCAUAAUGCCACUGUAGACGAAUGUGUGCUGUGUUUUUUGUUCAGAUGUGUUAUGAAAAGCAGUUAUGAUUUGUGUUUUAAUGUGGAUUUGUCUGUUGAGUUUCCA
Sinocyclocheilus grahami is the source of this 2512-nucleotide messenger RNA. Its product is annotated as prospero homeobox protein 1-like. The transcript has 4 exons. The record is from RefSeq and is a predicted model, not a curated record. Gene Ontology annotation, molecular function: RNA polymerase II cis-regulatory region sequence-specific DNA binding; DNA-binding transcription factor activity, RNA polymerase II-specific. Bases 412 to 2178 code for a protein of 588 amino acids. Gene Ontology annotation, cellular component: nucleus. Gene Ontology annotation, biological process: regulation of transcription by RNA polymerase II. Lineage: Eukaryota; Metazoa; Chordata; Actinopteri; Cypriniformes; Cyprinidae.